AUGCCGCCUCGCAAAUCCACAUCAUCGGUCACACCUGCCGAUCCAGAUGACUCGAUACUUCAGCAUUCAUCGCCCGCGCCACAGCCUGACAAGCCCGUCUAUGCGACAGAGCAGCAGUUGAAGGCUCGUGCCGAGGCGGGCGCCAGCAUCGAGGACUAUCUCCUCCCUCGAUCAUUGACACUUCGUCUCGCCAAGUCGGUGCUGCCACCUAAUACAACAGUCCAGAAGGAUGCCGUACUGGCCAUGCAAAAAGCUGCUACGGUCUUUGUCUCCUACCUUUCUUCACAAGCCAACGAUGGAACCCUGAAACGCACGAUUGCCCCAGCAGACGUCUUCAACGCCCUUUCAGAGCUGGAACUGGACUCUUUCCGCGGCAGACUUGAACAAGAACUCGAAGCCUACACCGAAAUCAAAGCCGGGAAGCGCAAGCCCAAGAAGGCUGAUGCCAAUGGCUCUGCGCCAGAUGCGGCGGAUGGUACAAUUGAAGCAGAUGGCGAUGUCGAGAUGCUCGAUAAUCCCGCCAAAAAGGUGAAGCGCGAUGAGGAGGGACAGACUAGUGCACCUGCUGGCGGUGAAGAAGAUGGUGAUGAGACACAGGAGGAUGAAGUCGAGGAAGAAGACGAAGAGGAGGAAGAUGAAGAGGCCGAGGAAGAGGAGCAUGAUCAUGGUCCACGAGAGGAUGAUCUUGAGGUAGUUGAGGAUUUGGACCGGGAGCCUGGGGCCAAGAAGGGGCCCUAUGACCCUGAUGCUGAAGACACUGAUGAGGAUGAUGAUGGACCUGGUAGUCAGCUUCGGGAGAACCUUGGCGUGGGUUCAAAUUGA
Molecule: messenger RNA, 822 nt
Organism: Penicillium brevicompactum
Lineage: Eukaryota; Fungi; Ascomycota; Eurotiomycetes; Eurotiales; Aspergillaceae
Gene: cbfA
Exons: 3
Coding region: 1-822 (273 amino acids)
Biological process (GO): heterochromatin formation; leading strand elongation; DNA damage response
Cellular component (GO): epsilon DNA polymerase complex; CHRAC
Molecular function (GO): chromatin DNA binding; protein heterodimerization activity
Source: RefSeq, a predicted model, not a curated record